UAGGCCGAAUUUGAGGUUAGGUGCAUGCUUAGCAAACAAUUAACAAUUCGAAUUCACUGGUACAACCAUUGACGAAACAAAGUGAGAACGGAAAGUUACAUUCGUUAUUAAAGUAAAUGUCGGCUCAGAAAACGCGUUAAAAACUGAAAAUUUUCAGCGAUUUUGCCUAACACAUGUGGUCGUGAAACAGUUUACUACAAUGUUCAAAGUCAGUUGUGUGCAGAGGGGUAUACCUCUAAAAUUUGUCAAUUUAGUGGCUUGUAGUAUCUCUAAAUCAUACAGCUCUUUGGCUCAACAUUCGUCAAAAGAUCCUGAAAACAGAAUAAGUGAAAAGUGGGAUGUAAUGAGUGCAGUGUGUAUCGAAAGGAACCCAAUUGUGUCACGAGAACUGAACGAGUUGGAGACGAAAGUGGCAUCAUUGCUGGAAAGGCUUGAGCUGGAGAAUAGUAAGAAGUGCAACUUUGAACUGAAGUACCAAAAAGAAAAAGCUGAGUUUGAUAAAUUAAAGAAAACUAGUACACAGGUGGAGGAUGAAGAGGCAACAAUUCCAUCACAGGACUUCAUUGAUAAGAAUACCGCUGAAUUAAACAAUCUGCAGGCGGCUCCACGCACAACAGAGGCAGACAAGAACAAAGAUGUUAAAUCCUUAGACAGAUGCCUGGACUCUCGCCUUUUGCUUGUGAUCAAGAAAAAAUUAGGUAACAAGAGUUUGUGGCAUCUGCCGCAAGAUGUGAACCGUGAAGAUGAGACUCUGAGACAAACUGCAGAACGCAUCGUAAAAGAGACUUUUGGGGAUGGUUUGAAUGUGAAAUUGCGAGGUAAUGCACCCGCCGGUUAUUACAAAUACAAAUAUAAGCAGGCACCAGAAGAAACUGAUCAGCCGGUUGGAGCAAAAGUUUUCUUUUACAAGGCCAAAUAUCUAAAUGGUGGCUUCGAACCAAAGAACUUCGAGGACUUCCAAUGGGCGACUAUGGAAGAGUUGAAGACACUACUCAUUCCUCCGUACUAUAAAGAUGUAAGUAUGUUCCUUAUUGAUGAAGAGAGUAGGAACAUAGAUAGUUAAAAUAAUCUGCAAUUGGUAAUUUUUUUGUUUAUACGUGCUUACCUUGUAAAAAUUUAGUUUUUUGUACAGUUUUAAAUAAAAUGGAAAAAAUUAACUGCUUAA
This is a messenger RNA of Bemisia tabaci, 1165 nucleotides long. RefSeq names its product mitochondrial ribosomal protein L46 (gene mRpL46). Lineage: Eukaryota; Metazoa; Arthropoda; Insecta; Hemiptera; Aleyrodidae. Gene Ontology annotation, cellular component: mitochondrial large ribosomal subunit. The record is from RefSeq and is a predicted model, not a curated record. Gene Ontology annotation, molecular function: structural constituent of ribosome.